CCUCUAUUAUUAUCUUUCCUUUUUUUUAAUGCCAUUUAUAUCACACAAAAACCUUCUUUCUCUUUCCUCAACUUUCUAGUCCUCUCUCAUUUCAUUGACUCUUCUCUUACAAUCCAUCCACAAAGUUCAUCCAAAAAAACUCAAAACCAAUCCCCCUUUUAUCAUAAAGAAUUCAAUUUAUGAUAAAGAAUUGAAUUUUGUUUCUACACAUCAAAUAUAAGAAAAAAAUGCUGCAAUUAUUCUUCACAGUGGCUUUCUCUGUUGUUCCUUUAACACUUUAUAUUCCACCAAUAAGAAGCUUGAACCUAUUUGUAGAAACCAUGGAAUCUGUUAUGAGGGAAUCAACAACAUAUAGCAACAGAAUUUAUCCUCGUUUAAGGAUAGCUUGGUCUAGGAUGUUGAAUUGUUUGCUAUGCAACAAUACAAGGUAGAUUUCAAUUUUUCAAUAUAUAUUUUAUUUGAACCACAUCUUAAUGUAA
Molecule: messenger RNA, 479 nt
Organism: Medicago truncatula (barrel medic)
Lineage: Eukaryota; Viridiplantae; Streptophyta; Magnoliopsida; Fabales; Fabaceae
Exons: 1
Source: RefSeq, a predicted model, not a curated record